Molecule: messenger RNA, 1919 nt
Organism: Agrilus planipennis (emerald ash borer)
Lineage: Eukaryota; Metazoa; Arthropoda; Insecta; Coleoptera; Buprestidae
Gene: Bcat
Product: branched-chain-amino-acid aminotransferase, cytosolic
Exons: 7
Coding region: 248-1477 (409 amino acids)
Biological process (GO): L-valine biosynthetic process; L-leucine biosynthetic process
Cellular component (GO): mitochondrion
Molecular function (GO): branched-chain-amino-acid:2-oxoglutarate transaminase activity
Source: RefSeq, a predicted model, not a curated record
UUUCUUUUACUAAACAGCCCAAGCGCCUCGAAUAAAUAAUACUGAUUACCAUUUUCGAAGAAUAAUUGUUAAACAGGACGUCAACAAGCGGGCACAAUACUCAACGAAGACAUUCAAUUAUCGCAAUUAUUUAAGGCAAUACCUGGAUUUGUGUUGCGAAUUGUGAUUUUGAAAAACCGUCUUUUUACUACCGGUUGCGCUUUUAGUUUAUGUGAUUAUUUUAAUACGUCCAUUAUAGUUCACCGAAAUGGCUAUCACAGCAAAAAGGUGCGCUUGCAGAUUAGUUUUAGAACAACAGCACAAAUUUUUCAGGCAACUGGCCAGAAGCUGUUACCUCAAAGUGAAAGAAGAAUUUAAAAAUUUGGAUUAUGAAACGGAAAGCGAAUAUACCUUUAAAUACAGUGAUCUUCAAACAACCCUUUGUGAUCCCAGUCAACUUCGACAGAAACCGGAAGUGGCAGAUCUAAAAUUCGGACAUAUUUUCACCGAUCACAUGUUCAAGGUGUCUUAUCACAAAGAUUUGGGUGGAUGGCAAAAACCUCAUGUUGGACCUUUUGAAAACAUUGAGUUGCAUCCAGCAGCUAAAGUACUUCACUAUGCAAUCGAGCUUUUUGAAGGUAUGAAAGCAUACAGGGGUGCUGAUGGCAGAAUUCGCGUCUUCAGGCCGGACUUAAACAUGCACCGAAUGAAUAAUUCAGCCGAAAGUGCCGGCCUACCGACAUUCGAUGGCAACGAAUUGAUCAAAUGCAUAAAUCGAUUGAUUGUCGUCGAUCAAGAAUGGGUACCUCAUUAUGAAUCGUCUAGCCUCUACAUUCGUCCUACUUUGAUUGGAACUGAUGGAACGUUAGGAGUGAUGUCGUCCAACUCCGCCCUAUUAUACACAAUACUUUGUCCUGUGGGACAUUACUUUGGUGGUGCCGUCCGUCUUUUCGCUGAUCCAGCAUUUACCCGAGCAUGGCCAGGGGGUUGUGGGGACCGAAAGAUGGGGGCGAAUUACGGUCCUACGAUAAGAGUAAAUCAAAUGGCACAACGCCACGGUUGCCAACAAACGCUGUGGUUGUACGGGAAGGAACAACAAAUAACAGAAGCGGGGACCAUGAACAUAUUCUUGUUCUACGUCAAUGAACUGGGUGAGCGGGUCCUUGCCACUCCCCCGCUGAAUGGACUAAUUUUACCGGGAAUCAUCAGGCAGUCCGUAAUAGAGAUUUGCGAGGAAUGGGGUGACUUUAGGAUAGAAGAAAGACCAGUUACAAUGGAUGAAAUGAUUAAACUGGUCAGAAAAAACAGGUUACUGGAAAUGUUUGGAACCGGUACAGCUUGCACAAUAUGCCCUGUAGACUCUAUAUAUUACAAAGGACAACUUAUACGAAUUCCUACAGUGGAACAGAAACUACCUUUGUUUGUAAAAAUAAGGAAGAGGCUUCUGGCCAUCCAAUAUGGACACAUUGAACAUCCGUGGGCCGUGCCUAUAGAAUAAAGGUCGACAUUCAACGAUAGAUUUUUCUUAUUGUUUCAAUGUGAUAUAUGCAUUUUAAAUAUUCCACGUAAAAAAUACAGUAUGUACAAUGUUUAAUUAGGUAUGUCUUCAAAAAUUAAACACUGAUUGUGAAAUUCUUAAAUAGAAAUAAGUAAUAGUGAAGAAUUUAGACAGUCGAUAAUACCUUUAGUACAAAUUUUCUAUAUAUUUAUAAUAAAAAGAAAGAACGAUUAUAUUAUAAGACCUACAUGCCUAUUUGCAUGAAAUAUUUAUUAAAUACCAUUUCGUUGUACCUACAGGUUAAUUUAUAGAAACAAAAAAAAACACACUACUAAAUGAGUGUUGUACCUAUGUACAUAUGUAUUGUGAUUAAUUAGUGACGUUAGAAAGUCGAUUUUUAUUUAUUUUUAUCCCUUAUUUUAAAAUAAACAUUUCCACGAAA